AUGGUUCUGUACAGUACUCCAUAUCCCAGUGCGUGCCUGCACUUCCUGGACGGUCUGUCAUGGAGCCUGGUCUUCCCUUGUUAUUGGCUGCUGGACCGACUGUUGGCGUCAUGUGUGGCCACGUCUCUGGAGAAGCGUCAGCGCUCCAGAGACCCCUGCUCCUUCCUCAGCCUGUGUGUGCUGGUGUGGGCCCCUCUGUACCUGCUGCUGCUGCUGCUAUCCCUGCCCCUUGCUCUGGUGGGCUUCAUCCUGUGGGCACCUCUGCAGGCUGUGCGCCAGCCUUACCUCUACACCUACAUCAAAUUAGACAGGAGCCUGGCAGAGCAGGGCCAGGCAGGCUCAGGAGGACUCUCUGAGUGGAGACCUCAGGGGCGGAGCUUCUGUUUCUGCAGUGCUAAUGUGUGCCUGCUGCCGGACUCUCUGGCCCGCUUCAAUAAUCUGUCUGACACUCACAGGAGAGCCCGAGAGGUGGGCAAGAGGAUCAGGAACGGGGCCAAUAGACCCCAGAUCAAAAUCUACAUCGACUCCCCCACUAACACCUCCAUCAGUGCUGCCUCCUUCAGCAGUCUGGCCACUGGUUUCCGCCGCACCUCGUCUCUGGACCAGCGCCCAGAGCAGAGCCACAGUACCAGUGGGCAGGCUGACAGUGAGACUGAGCCCCUCACCGAGUGCCCUCUUCACUCUUCUGCUGCCCCUGACUGCCCCACUCACCCCUCUGUGGAGCAGGGCUCUUCUCCAUGUCCCCUGCACCAGGAAGAGUCUGCCCCAGUCUGCCCCCUGCACUCCACCUCAGACUGUCCUGUCCAUAAUGGGGGCUCAGCUCCAGACUGCCCACUGCAUCAGUCCUCAGGAGGGCAGAACAACAGCCCAGAUCACCAUACCUGUCCCAUGCAUCCCUCCAAAGGGGAGGGCACUCCGUCCAAGUCGUGUGCCCUGCACAGCUCUGGUGUGCAGAUAAGCAUCAGUGCUCCAGAGCCCCAGGAGGAGGACCAGUCUGACCAGCCUGUAGACACAGCCUCCAUGACAGCUUCCCGGGAGUCCCUUACCCGCUACCAUGGCGACGGUGGCGGAGGGAUGUACUCAAACAACACCUUGUCUCAUGUCCCACGAACAUCCGUCUUCAAACGAGCAGCUCGAAAACGGCGCCAUGGAGAUGAGACUUUUGACCAUGAAAUCUCAGCCUUCUUCCCUGCCAAUCUGGAUUUCCUGGCACUGCAGGAAGUCUUCGACCACGGCGCCACCACAAGGCUGCGUCGCCAACUGCACAGAUACUUCCCCUACGUCCUGAGUGAUGUGGGACAGUACGGCUGGAAGAGCUGCUGCUCCAGGUUCAAGUUCCUCAACAGUGGGCUAAUGCUGGCCAGUCGAUACCCCAUCCUGGACGCCCGCUAUGAGUGCUACCCCAACGGCAGGGGCGAGGACGCUCUGGCAGCUAAAGGAGCUCUGUUUGCAAAGGUCCACGUGGGCACCUCUCAUCAGGAGCAAAGGAUUGUGGGAUACCUCACCUGCACACAUCUCCAUGCCAUAGAAGGUGAUGCAGCAGUCAGGUGUGAGCAGCUGGACCUGUUGCUGCAGUGGGGGGCGGAGUUUCGGCAGGCGUCUUCUCAGCCUCCUGAAGGAGAGAAAGUCCUGGAAGAUCUUGUGGCCUUCGACGUCGUCCUGGGAGACCUUAAUUUUGACAACUGCUCUUCAGAGGACAAGCUGGAGCAGCAGCACGCACUUUUUACUCAGUACAGAGACCCCUGCCGCCUGGGGCCUGGUGAGGACAAACCAUGGGCUCUGGGGACUCUGCUGGAUCCAAGUGGCCUUUAUGAUGAUGAGGUCAGCUCACCUGAAAGUUUACAAAAAGUGAUGGAGAAUGAAGAGGGCCGAAAGGAGUACCUGGUGUUCCCCCCCAGUAAGAGCCAGUGCCCCCGGAGCAGUCAGAAGGGCAGGAAGAUCCCCCUGAAGGGCAAUGGCCGCCGCAUCGACUACAUCCUCUACAGCGAUGAAGGCCUGCAGCCGGACUGGAAACUGGAGCUGGAGGAGUUCAGCUUCGUGACUCAGCUGGCAGGUCUCACAGACCACCUGUCUGUAGCCAUGAGACUGGCUGUGUCCACUGGAGAGGAUGAGCCUUAG
Messenger RNA from Boleophthalmus pectinirostris (great blue-spotted mudskipper), 2118 nucleotides. It is a transcript of the gene smpd3, whose product is annotated as sphingomyelin phosphodiesterase 3. The record is from RefSeq and is a predicted model, not a curated record. The transcript has 10 exons. Gene Ontology annotation, biological process: sphingomyelin metabolic process. Gene Ontology annotation, molecular function: sphingomyelin phosphodiesterase activity. Gene Ontology annotation, cellular component: cytoplasm; extracellular region. Lineage: Eukaryota; Metazoa; Chordata; Actinopteri; Gobiiformes; Gobiidae. The coding region runs from base 1 to 2118 and encodes 705 amino acids.